Molecule: messenger RNA, 777 nt
Organism: Heterostelium album PN500
Lineage: Eukaryota; Evosea; Eumycetozoa; Acytosteliales; Acytosteliaceae
Product: triose-phosphate isomerase
Exons: 3
Coding region: 1-777 (258 amino acids)
Biological process (GO): glycolytic process; glycerol catabolic process; gluconeogenesis
Cellular component (GO): cytosol
Molecular function (GO): triose-phosphate isomerase activity
Source: RefSeq, a predicted model, not a curated record
AUGACAGUUAUAACUAGAAAGUUCUUUAUUGGUGGUAAUCAUAAGCUUCAUGGUAAUAAAGAAUCAUUAACUACUUUAAUAAAAUCAUUAAACAAUGCUACCUUUCCAUCCGAAGAUAUUGUUGAACUUGUAAUUUCACCACCAAUAAUCUACUUGGAAACAGCACAAUCUUUGAUUGGUCCAAGAAUACAGGUUGCCGCUCAGAAUUGCUAUUCCGAGAGCAAAGGUGCUUUCACAGGAGAGAUCUCUGCAGAGAUGGUAAAGGAUCUAGGUUGCCAAUGGGUGAUCUUGGGUCAUUCCGAGCGUCGUCGUGUCUUUGGUGAAUCGAGCGCGGUCAUUGCCAAAAAGAUUGAACACGCAAUGCAAGUAGGUCUAUCUGUUAUCUUUUGUAUUGGUGAACUGCUCGUUGAUCGCGAAGCCAACAAAACGGAAUCAAUACUAGCAGAGCAACUCUCAGACAUUGUAAAGUCAGUUCCCGAUUGGCGAAGGUUGGUGAUUGCAUACGAACCGGUCUGGGCAAUCGGUACCGGUGUAGUCGCCACACCGAAACAAACACAAGAUGCACACCAAUUCAUAAGAAAAUGGUUAGCAACGAAUGUCUCGGAACAAGUAGCUAAAGAAACGCGUAUUAUCUAUGGUGGCUCGGUGAACGCUACCAACUGUGUAGAUCUAUCAAAGGAAACUGAUGUCGAUGGUUUCCUCCUUGGAUUCGCAGCGCUAGUAGCAGAUGAUUUCACAACGAUUGUAUCAUAUGCAAAACCAAAAUCAUCAUCAUAA